UUCGGCAUCUCGUGCUGCAUCUCCCAAAGUCGGCAAAACACUCUUUCGCAACCAAAGAAUUCCGGCAGCAAACAGUCCUCUCUCUGGCUGAACUCUCCGCUCUGGCCCCGACGACUAGUUGGGUCUCUGAUUCUCUCCGCUCCGUCCACUGUGUCCCAUGGAGGAAUACGGCCUCGAUGACGGUCGAUCGGCGGCAGAAGGGGACUCCCUUCUGGGGACCGGCUUAACGACGCGCCAUCUGGAGGCAUUUGGCCGAAAGGUGACCUCGACAGCAAAUCAUUUAAUAGGCCCUGCAUCCGACCCGACGGCCAGUCACCACUAUCAACAUGCCAUGACCGAUAUACACCGCGAGUUGCGGCGUCCUACCGUGCAGCGCAGGAUAUUCUCCCUGGCCCAUACAACCCCGACAGAUCUCGUCCGCUCCAAACUGUCGACCGCUGAGAUCCAGUCGCGCGCAAUAGCAUCCGUUCCGGACGAGCUGCUCAACAAUAUCCCCGAAGAUUCGAGCACAUACUCUUUAUUCCAAGGCUUCCAAGCCUCUCUGCCCGAAGACGACCUUGACCACAGAAGAUCUCACCGAAGACGAUCUUCAAAAGGCCAGAAACAGCUCAAUGAUGUGGAAAGAGGAGGCGCGCUGCCUUCCUCGGCGGGCGGUCUGAAGAAGGAGCGGGAAGUUCUGAACCACAGGCUGGAGAUGAUGGGCAUUCGCAAGAACAUGUGCAGCGCAGAGAUACAUGAGAUUGAUACUAAAAUCGCGAACCUGCAUAAUAUGCGCAAGAUUGUCCUGGACCGGCUGGCCGGUCUGGAAGUUGAUGAGGCAGAGAUCGAGCGCGAAUUGAUUGAGAUCGAUAAUAAAUUGGAGGAAGUAGGAGAAGAGGAGGAAGCUGAGGAAACUCCAGUUACUGCGACGACUCCGAAGUCUUCCGAUCCUAACGGUUCCUUAUCAUCCGAAGACCAGGCCAUGGAUGCAUCUUUUAUGUCCGAGUCGAUCUACCAGAAGUUGCCGUCGCCCAAGACUAAGAAAUACCGCUCUAUAAGAAAACGUUCAAUGCCUAUUCUGCAUGAACAUUUCGAGCCCGGCUCCCUCAUCAAGGAGAUACAAGCGCAUAACGAUAUUAUCACGGCUCUAGACUUCGAUUUCCCAUUCGGCACCAUGGUCAGCGCUGCAUUGGAUGAUACUGUUCGGGUCUGGGAUCUCAACUCGGGGCGUUGCCAGGGAUUUUUGGAGGGUCACCAUGCCUCCGUGAGGUGUCUCCAGGUCGAGGAGAACAUUGUUGCUACGGGUUCCAUGGACGCGUCUAUCCGUCUCUGGGAUCUGAGUCGAGCCAAAUUCGCUCCCAAAGAUAACCGCAUCAACAGGAGCAGUUCCGAAGAUGAGGACGAUGGACUCAACUAUGGCGAGGACGCGCACCCUCCACCGGCCCCGUCCAGCAUGGAAGAUUGCCCUAUUUUCUCCCUUGAGGCUCAUGUGGCCGAGGUGACGGCCAUUCACUUCCGAGGGGACACGCUGGUGUCUGGCUCUGCAGACAAAACCUUGCGACAGUGGGAUCUGGAGAAGGGACGUUGUGUGCAGACUCUGGAUGUUCUCUGGGCAGCUGCCCAAGCCGAAUCGUUAAUGUCUUCGGCCAACACCUCCGGCUGGCGACCUUCGGGGCGACUUCCUGACGCCUCUGCCGACUUUGUCGGUGCCCUCCAGUGCUUCGACGCAGCCCUGGCAUGCGGCACUGCUGAUGGUAUGGUUCGCCUUUGGGAUCUGCGAAGUGGACAAGUCCACCGUAGCCUGGUGGGACAUACAGGACCUGUGACCUGCUUGCAGUUUGACGAUGUACAUAUUGUGACAGGUAGUCUCGACCGCAGUAUUCGGAUCUGGGAUCUUCGAACUGGAUCCAUUUACGAUGCCUUUGCUUACGACAAGCCCAUCACUAGUAUGAUGUUCGAUAACCGUCGGAUUGUGGCUGCAGCUGGAGAAAACGUCGUCAAGGUCUACGACAAGGGAGACGGCCACCAUUGGGACUGCGGUCCCGGGGUGGGCAUCGAUGAGGAUGAUAGUGCUGCUCCUUCCACGGUGGAGCGCGUCCGCCUGAAGGACGGCUAUCUCAUCGAAGGCCGUAGAGACGGCGUGAUCGGCGCGUGGACAUGCUGAAGUGACCUCGAUUUGACGAUUCCAUAACCCAACUCCACUACGUCGCGGUGAGCACUGCAUUUUCACCCUCUACGAAGGAGACACCUCCUGUAUACUAUUUUCAUGGUUAUAGACUGUAGGGCUGGCGACAGUCUUAGUAUGGGGGAUGAUCUGUAGAAUAACGUGUGCCAUGGGCU
Messenger RNA from Paecilomyces variotii, 2319 nucleotides. Its product is annotated as WD40-repeat-containing domain protein. NCBI's taxonomy places the organism in Eukaryota, Fungi, Ascomycota, Eurotiomycetes, Eurotiales, Thermoascaceae. Gene Ontology annotation, biological process: peroxisome fission; mitochondrial fission. The record is from RefSeq and is a predicted model, not a curated record. Bases 158 to 2143 code for a protein of 661 amino acids. Gene Ontology annotation, molecular function: protein binding. Gene Ontology annotation, cellular component: preribosome, large subunit precursor; mitochondrion. The transcript has 5 exons.